Messenger RNA from Podospora bellae-mahoneyi, 2111 nucleotides. RefSeq lists its product as uncharacterized. The transcript is spliced from 2 exons. The coding region runs from base 930 to 2111 and encodes 393 amino acids. Lineage: Eukaryota; Fungi; Ascomycota; Sordariomycetes; Sordariales; Podosporaceae. Gene Ontology annotation, molecular function: oxidoreductase activity, acting on NAD(P)H. The record is from RefSeq and is a predicted model, not a curated record.
GAUACAACGAGAGAUAGAGGCGGUCACGACCUCUUUUGGGGCCAGGUCAUGAUUAACCGCACACCAUUCUGCACCCCACGUUCCAAUCGGCUCUCCCGCCUGAGAAAUGUUCUGCAUCGCCGAAAACUCUACGAAGCCUCUGACCCGAUAUCUCUCCAGCACCGGUUUGGAUGCCUCCCUGCCCUAUCUCCCUCUUUGAUUCCAGCCCUCGCCAGCGUUCCCCAUUCGCCAUCACGACACAUAGCCCUCGCAGGGGGGGAGAGUGGUGUGGUGUGAGAGAACCGUCGACGUAAUGAAACCUGGGCAGCAACCAGCCAACCACGACGUGCAGAUAUGCCCGGAUUUCGGCAGUGCCCUGAACUGGGAAACGAUCAAAGGAGAGAGAGAGAGAGAGACUGAACUUGAAACGGAACAUGCUAACAACCAACAAACAAACAGGAACAGGGUGGGGAAGCGAGAGAGCGAGACAAGAACCAUACGGCUUAGAAAUCGGGUUAUCAGAUUCGGGCCCAAAACUUUGUGAUACCCGCCAACUCAGCCCUUUCUUUUACCAAGGAAAAGUGUUGGACGAAUAUGUAGCCGACAAAUAACGAGAGAGGUCGGAAGGGGGGGACGGACGUUUAUCCCGUCAAGCAGGGAAACGCAACCAAGCAGAUAAAUACCAAGCGAGACCCAGAAUUUGUUAAUCACUGUCGUAGCCUUACUUUUAUCACACGCUAUCCUCACUUUUUUUUUUCCUCAUGACAAAUGGCAGUUAUGGGUUUUGCAUUGCGACUGUGACAUUUUGAACAUUACAGUUUAUCUGCUUUGGUUUCGACUUGCUCGGAUCCCGCAAGUAUCACCACCACAGCCAUUAUCACCACACACCUACCAUCACCACCCGCCUACUUCCACCACCCACCAACCAUCAACACCCGGCCACCACCACAAUGACAGCCCCCAAAACCCACCCCUCCAUCGUCCUCCCCUCCCCCUUUGCGCCCCCAACCCUCCUCCAAACCCCCACCCACGCCCCCAACCCAAACGAAGCCCUCAUCAAAGUAACCUGGACCUGCUCCACCCCGCUCGACCUCCACCGCGCCGCAGGCAACUUCGCCAUCCCCUCCUUCCCCUUCCACCUCGGCACCGCCUUCGCAGGUACAAUCGUCACCCUCUGGCUCAGCCCCAGCCUCUCCUCCUCCUCGGGUCUGAACAUCAACCACGAGCUCCACGAGACCCUCAAAGAAGGCGACAGAGUCUUUGGGUUCGUCUCCGACGGCAACCCGAGGGAGGCCGGCUUCCAGACGUACGUCACAGUCCCGGUGCACAAGAUCUCCAAGCUACCCCAAGGGAUAGUAGGCUGGGGGUUGAGGGAGGCGGUUACGGUGCCUGCGAAUUUGGUUACGGCUUUUCAUUGUCUGAGUGCCGAUUUGGGGAUACGGCUGCCUUGGCCGAAGCCGAGAGGGUUUAAAGGUGGGGAGGGGAAAAAGGUGCUGGUGUGGGGAGGGGGCAGUUCGGUUGGGUUGUAUGUGAUACAGGUGCUCAAGUAUUGGGGGUAUGAUCAUGUUAUUGCUGUUGCGAGCGGGAAGCAUCAUGGGGAGUUAAGGAGGCUAGGGGCGAGGGUGUGUUUUGAUUAUAGGAGUUCUGGGGUGGUGGGGGAGAUUGGGAGGUAUCUUGACCGAGAAGGGGGACAAGGGGCGGGGCCCAGGAUCCCGUAUUUCGUUGAUUGUAUUGGGUCUAGAGAUGGGACUUUGAAGCCGCUGAGCAAGAUCGCAGAGAGAGGGAGUAAAGUGGCGGUUAUGUUGCCUGUGAUUGAGGUUCCUGCUGCAGAGGGGAGGAGGCCGGUGUUUGCGGCGGAUGAAAAGCAUGUGGAGGGGGUGGUGUGGCAAGAAGGGGUUGAGGUCAUGGGGGUGAGGACGUUGAAUUACGAGGAGAACGGCUUCUAUCGAGACAAACUCCAGCCCGAGAUCAUUCCUGCCUUGCUGGCUCAAGGCGCUAUCAAACCGAACAGGACCAGGAUCGUCGAAGGUGCUACACUGCUGGAGAGGGCACAGAAUGCCCUUCAGCUAUUAAGGGACCAGGUCCCGUCUGGUGAACGGCUUGUAUGGAAGGUCUCAGAGGACGAGCAAUGA